Messenger RNA from Drosophila nasuta, 1452 nucleotides. It is a transcript of the gene Ama, whose product is annotated as Amalgam. Gene Ontology annotation, molecular function: axon guidance receptor activity. Bases 107 to 1099 code for a protein of 330 amino acids. Gene Ontology annotation, biological process: synapse organization; homophilic cell-cell adhesion. NCBI's taxonomy places the organism in Eukaryota, Metazoa, Arthropoda, Insecta, Diptera, Drosophilidae. The transcript has a single exon. Gene Ontology annotation, cellular component: plasma membrane; neuronal cell body; axon. The record is from RefSeq and is a predicted model, not a curated record.
UCGUGUGGCGAACGUGAAACGCACACAAGCAAAUUUUGUAGGCGCAUUGAACUCGAACUCGAACUCGUGUUACUCGCAAAGUGAAAAAAAGUUAUCAGCAGCAAGCAUGACAAAGUGUCAGCAUUAUCUAUUGUGGCUAUUGUGGAUCUCAAUUCAAGUUGCAGCUACAACGGCCACUGCGCCCGUUAUCAGUCACAUCAGCCAGGAUGUGGUGGCCAGCGUGGGCGACAGUGUUGAGUUCAACUGCACCGUGGAGCACGUGGGACAACUCAGUGUUAGUUGGGUGAAAACCGAACCCAGCUCCGUGACUUUAACCAUGCGCAAUAUUCUCAGUCUACGCGAUCAGCGCUAUAAUGUCAGCGUGCAGGAGAAUACCGAAAAGGACAGUGGAGUCUACGGGUUUCGCAUUGCCAAGAUCGAGGCCAGCGACAUGGGCACCUAUGAAUGCCAGGUGAUUGUUUCUGCCUCUGGAACGGUGAAGAAGAGUCUCAAGCUGCUGAUCAAGACACCGCCAUCGAUCGCCGGCUCAACGCCACAAACGCAACUGGUGACCGAGGGUCAGACGCUGGAGGUGAGCUGUCACGCGGAUGGUUUUCCCACACCCACCAUCUCCUGGGCACGUGUAGACAAUGCCAUAAUGCCGGCGGGUGGACAUCUGUUGAAUGAGCCGACGUUGCGCAUCAAGACUGUGCAUCGUCUGGAUCGCGGUGGCUACUAUUGCAUUGCCCAGAAUGGCGAGGGACAGCCCGAUAAGCGUCUGGUGCGUGUGGAGGUCGAGUUCCGUCCCCAGAUUGCCGUCAGUCGUCCCAAGGUGGCGCAGAUGUUGUCGCACACUGCGGAUCUGGAGUGCACCGUUCAAGGAUUCCCGGCACCAACUGUUGUGUGGUUCAGGAAUGGAGUGCAGUUGGAGUCGAAUCGUCGGCACAGCAUUUUGAACACGGCUUCGCCGCUGGAGGUGACGACGUCGGUAUUGCGCAUCGAUAGCGUCUCGGAGGAGGACUUUGGUGACUACUAUUGCAAUGCGACCAACAAGUUGGGACACGCCGACGCACGGCUGCAUCUCUUCCAGCCCGUCAUCCCGGUGCCCUCGUCGUCGUAGUCGGACCUCAGAUGUUCCCACACUUACACACACACAAAAACACACAAAGUAAACUAAAAAAGCAAAAGACUUGAAUACUUUAAUUUUUUCGGCAAUUGUCUGGCCGGGGAUUGUGUCCACUUUGGCUGCGGUCUCGGUCUGUAGUUCUUCUUAUUAUUAAUGAUUCAUUCAAUUCAAUUAACCCACGAUUCACGAGUUUAUAUCAAUCUCCCUAUCCCUCUUCCACUCCCAUUCCCGCAAUUCUUGUGCCUUAAGAACUCGCUAUCCAACUGCCUUGCAUGUAUAGCAGUCGUGUUUCCUGCCCCCCUUCCCAACCAUCCAUCUAUACAUGAAUAAACAUACUAUAUACACAA